AUGGACCGAUUUGGCUUGACUGCAGGAAACGCCUUUCCUGGCAAGUUGAUACGUCCAAAGUGCUACGACUGCCUUCAGCAAGGUGUUGUUGAUGAAGUAGGCCCAAUUUUCCAUCCAAUGGAGAAUAUUAACCUAAUUGAUGGGCAUAAUGGAGCAUUUGCUCCAUUCGGUAUUAAAAGACGUAAAAUGGAUCUUCAUUCGUCUCAAAAUCUUAAAAUUUGCGAUAUUGGCGACGAUCUGAAGAAGAAGUUACGAAAGUUUCGAUUUCGCCAAGAAACCAAUAACGCAGCUAUAUUAUUGAAAAUCGAUGCCGAAUCUCGGGAAAUUGUCUGGGAUGAAGAAUAUGAGGAUGUUACCUUAGAUGAUUUACAAAGUGAAUUGGCAGAACAUUUACCCCGCUAUAUCUUGUAUUGUUACUGCCACGAGCAUCAAGAUGGUAGAAAAUCUUAUCCCUUAUGCUUAAUUUUUUACAGCCCACAAGGUUCUAAGCCUGAAAUUCAAAUGAUGUACGCUGGCUCAAAGAAUAAUUUAGUUAAGACGGUAGAAGUUAGCAAGGUAUUUGAAAUUAGAAGCCUGGAUGAACUAACUGAUGAAUGGGUGAAAUCGAAAUUAUCAUUUUUUCGUUAA
Molecule: messenger RNA, 627 nt
Organism: Trichoplax adhaerens
Lineage: Eukaryota; Metazoa; Placozoa; Uniplacotomia; Trichoplacea; Trichoplacidae
Exons: 8
Coding region: 1-627 (208 amino acids)
Biological process (GO): negative regulation of Arp2/3 complex-mediated actin nucleation; actin filament debranching
Cellular component (GO): actin cortical patch
Molecular function (GO): actin binding; Arp2/3 complex binding
Source: RefSeq, a predicted model, not a curated record